UACACCAGAGCUAAAACGAGGAGAAGCCGAGAAACUACUCGGCCGAGGGCAGAGAUGAAACACCGUCUCCGCCUUGGUCUCCGUCGCCGUCGCCGUCUCUGCCGUCUCUUCUCAUCAAUCUCGAUUCCAAGACCCAACCAAAUAUCUGUAUUCCAAACCCCCCAGAAAACAACCAUUGAUGAUGACGAAAAAUUCAUUUCUAUCUUAAACGACAUCGUGCGAGGCAAGGAGAGCUGGAAAUCCACCUUCACCAAACCCUCCAUCUCAGCUCACCUGAAGCCUCACCACGUUGAAAAAGUCCUCAUUUCCAAUCUCCACGACUCGAGGUUAGCUCUCCGCUUCUUCAAUUUCUUGGGCCUCCACAAGAAUUUCCACCACUCAACUACGUCGUUUUGUAUCCUCGUCCACUCUUUAGUUAGUUCCAAUCUUUAUUGGCCUGCCUCUUCGCUUAUACAAACCCUUUUGCAGAGAAAUUUAAAUCCCUCGUUAAUUUUUGAGCAUUUUUAUAAUUGUUAUAGAAUAUUGAGUUUUUCUUCUAGUUCGGGGUUUGAUUUGUUAAUUCAAAGUUAUGUUCAAAAUAAAAGAGCUUUGGAUAGUUUAGUGAUCGUGAAGCUGAUGAGGGAGUGUAAGUUAGUGCCUGAGAUUAGGACUUUGAAUGCAGUUUUGAAUGGUUUAAUUCGAAUUAGGCGGUUUGAGAUGGUUCUUGAGUUGUUUGAUGAUGUUAUAGGCGGACUGGGGCUUCGGCCUGAUGUAUAUAUGUGUACGGCGUUGGUUAGGAGUUUAUGUGAGUUGAGGGAUUUCAAAAGAGCUGAAGAGAUGGUGAGUUGGGUUGAAAAUGGUGGUUGUGAAUUGAAUGUUGUUAUGUAUAAUGUCUUGAUUAACGGGUUGUGUAAGAAUGGGAGAAUUUUGCGUGCAGUUGAGAUUAAGAAUUCGUUGAGCGCCAACGGCUUGGGAGCUGAUUCCAUUACAUACUGCACGCUUAUAUUGGGUUUUUCUAAAGUGCGUGAGUUUGGGGUUGCAAAGGAGUUAAUAAAUGAGAUGGUGGAGUUGGGGUUUGUUCCCAGUGAGGCUGCUGUGUCGAGUGUUGUUGAUGGGAUGAGAAGGAAUGGUGAGAUUGCAGGGGCUUACGACUUGGUUUGUAAAAUGGGGAGACUUGGGAUAGUGCCUAACUUGUUUGUAUACAAUGCUUUGAUGAAUUCUUUGUGUAAAGAUGGGAAAUUGGAUGAAGCAGAGUCACUUUUUGUGAGAAUGGAAGAAAGGGGGUUGCUUCCAAAUAAUAUAACUUAUUCUGUUAUCAUAGGCUCGCUUAGCAAAUGUGGGAAAUUGGAUACAGCAUCUAGCAUCUUGGCCAAAAUGCUUAAUGCUGGUGUAGAAGUAUCCGUGUAUCCUUAUAAUUCUUUGAUUAGCGGACAAUGCAAGUUGGGAAAAUUAAGUGCUGCAGAGUCUUUGUUUAAUGAAAUGAUCAAUAAAGGACUGACUCCGACUGUUGUAACCUAUACAUCGUUGAUAGAUGGCUACUGCAAGGAAGGAGAAGUUCACAAGGCUUUGAGGAUUUAUCAUGAAAUGACUGGAAAAGGAAUUUCACCAAAUACUUAUACCUUCACUGUGCUUAUUUCUGGCUUCUGCCAUGCAAAUCUGAUGGGGGAAGCAACUAAGUUAUUUAAUUUGAUGGUGGAAAUGAAUGUUAUUCCUAAUGAAGUUACUUAUAAUGUCUUGAUUCAGGGGCACUGCAAGGAUGGAAACACAGCAAGGGCCUUUGAGUUGCUUGUUGAGAUGGUGAAAAAGGGUCUUUUACCUGAUACAUAUACUUAUAGGCCUCUGAUAAGUGGCCUUUGUCUGGCAGGUAGAGUAACUGAAGCCAGAGAAUUCUUUGACAACAUCCAUCGGAAGCAUUGCAAGCUAAACGAGAUGUGCUUUUCUGCCCUUCUGCAUGGUUACUGUAAGGAAGGAAGGUUGAAGGAUGCACUGAAAGCCUGUCGGGAAAUGGUGGAAAGUGGAAUACACAUGGACCUUAUAUGUUAUGCUGUACUUAUAUGUGGAACUUUAAAACAGCAUGAUGCUGAUAAAUUAUUGUGUGUUAUGAAGGAGAUGCACGACCAGGGAUUGAAGCCUGAUGAUGUAAUUUACACAAGCAUGAUUGAUGCAUAUGGUAAAGCUGGAGAUGUAAAGACUGCGUUGGGAUAUUGGGACAUAAUGGUACAUGAAAACUGCAUUCCAAAUAUUGUGACGUAUACUGUAAUGAUUAAUGGUCUGUGUAAGGCAGGAUUGAUUGACAAGGCUGAGAAUCUUUGUAAAGAAAUGCUAGCUAGUGGUCUGAUUUCUAAUCAGAUUACUUAUGGUUGCUUCCUUGAUCAGCUCACUAGAGAAGGGUGCAUGGUGAAAGCAAUGGAACUACACAAUGCAAUGGUCAGAGGUUCUCUAGCAAACAUCGUCACGUACAACAUAGUAAUUCGGGGUUUAUGCAAGUUUGGCCAAAUUCAAGAAGCUGCUAAGACCUUGGCUGAAAUGAUAGACAAUGGUAUUUCACCUGAUUGCAUUAGCUAUUCGACAAUCAUGCAUGAGUACUGCAGCAGAAGGGAUUUCCAAGGAGCUUUAAGGAUAUGGGAAGCCAUGCUGAAUAGGGGUGUAAAACCUGAUAGAGUAGCUUAUAAUAUCGUCAUAUAUGGGUGCUGUAUCGCUGGUAAGAUGGCCAAAGCUUUUCAAUUGCUCGAUGAAAUGAGAAGAGGACGUGUGGAGCGAAAGCAGGCAAUAAACUUGAUUGGGAAGUUCAGUCCAGUCACAUGUGACUAGAUUUAGAUAAUACUCUGUAGUUAGAUUCACAAACGUUACCGGCCGACCUUGUGACAUUCUUUAAAAUUGCAACAUUCAAGGUCAUGUUUUUCUGGUGGACCAUGACCUAAAUGGCGCCCGAUGUCUUCAAUGCUAUGGGAUGAUGGGGAGAAAAUGUGUACAACUCUUUUUCACAUUUGUUAGUGUAGACUGGAUUCAGCAGCUAACAGCUCAAUUGCUCAAAUGGGAAGUUUUAGAAAAUUUUCUGA
Molecule: messenger RNA, 3038 nt
Organism: Coffea eugenioides
Lineage: Eukaryota; Viridiplantae; Streptophyta; Magnoliopsida; Gentianales; Rubiaceae
Product: putative pentatricopeptide repeat-containing protein At5g59900
Exons: 1
Coding region: 55-2790 (911 amino acids)
Molecular function (GO): protein binding
Source: RefSeq, a predicted model, not a curated record